Sorghum bicolor (sorghum) is the source of this 2805-nucleotide messenger RNA. RefSeq names its product fasciclin-like arabinogalactan protein 1. The transcript has a single exon. The coding region runs from base 1695 to 2525 and encodes 276 amino acids. The record is from RefSeq and is a predicted model, not a curated record. Lineage: Eukaryota; Viridiplantae; Streptophyta; Magnoliopsida; Poales; Poaceae.
GUUGUUCAUCUGUGUUUGAUUUAUAUGUAGUGCAGGCGUGCAGCUAGCUUUGGAAGACCUGAGUUCAUCAGCUUGCGUGGCUAUAAUUACUUGGAUACAGAUCGAUCACAAUAUUAUGCAUUUUGUUGAGAUUGCAAACUACAGUAUGCUUAACAAAGAAGAUAAAUGGAAGGGACUAGUUAUUUGCCUAUCUCAAAUUGCAUUGAACUUAAUGGUUUGCUGCAGAAUUUAGCAAGACAAUGGUAGAAUAAGUUCAGAAGGGAUACCUCAACUAUUGGUUUCAAAUUCAGAAAUCCAGAUGAGGCUUGACAGUUUUGAGUCAUACAAGCAUGCAAAAUGGAAGCCUAAGUCAACUAACUCUCCCCACGCCAGCAAAAAGGAUAGCAAAGGUGUGUUCCAAACCUGCAACUUGGACACUUGUAUAUGCUGUUGUGUCUGUCAACCUGUAAUUCAGUUCAUAAAAUACUUAUAACCCAGCACUAGGGCCAAUAGGGCCUCGCUCGGGCUCUGAUGUGGGUGUAGGUAGUUGAUGAGUGUGGCUAACAUAUGGGGCCUCCAGUGCAGUGCAUGCAAACAAACAACAUCUGUGCAGGAUCAGACCUAGUAGAUACAAGUCCAUCAAAUAAGAAUAGGCUCUACUUAUCCGUCUAAGCUAGCGUGCUGGCAAACAAAAAUGCCCUGAAUACACUGUAAAUGGGGAGAUGGAUGGAAAGUUACGUCGUCAAGAUGCCAAACGGGUACAAACACUGCAUUGGUGUUGGCGAUUUCCUUUUUUUGUUCUAGCACAAAAAGAAAAAAAACGAGGCUCACCACUGGUUUUUUUUAUUUUUUUUUGAUAAAAGGCUCACCAUUUGAAUUGAAUGCAUUCAGCAAGUUGCAGUGCAGUGCAGCUGUGGCGGGGACCCAAUGUCCCUCCUGCCGGUCCCUUCUCCGUAUUCCCUGCUUGUCCUUUUGUCGGAAGGCCUUUUCAUUUCUCUCCGUAUUCCUCUCCCUCCGCGUAAAACUCCGUUGCGAUGAGCUGAGAAAAGUCUGGUUCGAAGGUAUCGGUAAGCUAUAUACGAGCAACUCAAGGUAUUCUGUAAAAUCUGAUCCUAAAAUUUAGUUGUGGUAAGCUAUGAGCAAAAUCUGCUCGGAGUCGUUUGAUGCACUGAUAGCUGAAGGAUAUACAGAGUUUAUUGAGGUUGAUCUAAAUUCAUGUAUGACCAAAAAAAAAAAUGAAGCCACACAUUGUUCAUGUGGCAAGAACAUCCACAGUUUGAAGAAAAAACGGACCAAAACACAUUGGUGGCCACGGUGCACCGUGACCAUUGAGAUCCAAAAUGCCAAAAUGAAAGAAAGGACACAGGAGAAGAUGACAACAGUUUUGUCCCCAAGUUUUUGAGAGUAAGGACAACAACUCCAUGUAGCACGAUUGAUGUGAUAAACAAAGACAGAGCAACCACCAAAUCACACGUUAACUCACACAAAAUCUACCUAAUUCUAAUCUAACGCAACGCAGCUUGCUGGGAUAGAGGGAUGGCAAUCCUUUGGUAUUACCACUGAACCCAAGGGCACCUCCGUUCCAUCGCAAAAGCCAGCUCAUCACUCAGUGACACUACCCUCCUCACUCUCAGCAGCUCAUCACUACGCGCUGCUGUCCUGCUGUGUCGGUCCGUCCGCUGCCAUCUGCCUGCCGCUCACUCCCACGCGCCGCAAUGCGCCGCUUCCCCCUCGGCACCUUCGCCGCCGCCGCCGCCAUGGCGCUAGCAGCACUCCUGCUCCUGCUCCCUCUGGCCUCGGCCGCCGCUGGCACCCCGGCGAAGGCGAAGGCGCCCGCGGUCCCACCGGCGCCGCCCAACAUCACGGCGCUGAUGUCCAAGGGCGGGUGCAAGGCGUUCGCGUCGCUGGUGUCCAAGUCCCCCGACGCGCUCUCCGCGUUCCAGUCGGCGGUGGGCGGCGGCGUGACGGCGUUCUGCCCGACGGACGACGCCGUGCGGGACUUCAUGCCCAGCUACCGGAACCUCACCGCGGACGGCAAGGCGUCGCUGCUGCUGUUCCACGCGGUGCCGGUCUACUACACGCUGCGGGGGCUCAAGUCCAGCAACGGGCCCAUGAACACGCUCGCCACCGACGGCGCCGCCAGCAACUACAACCUCACGGUGCAGAACUCGGGCGACCAGGUCACGCUCCGGACGCCGGCGUCCGAUGACCCCGUUCGGGUGCGGUCCACCGUGUUCGACAAGGACCCCGUCGCCAUCUACGCCGUGGACGCGGUGCUGGAGCCCGUCGAGCUGUUCGACCCCGCCGAGGCGCCGGCCCCCGCCCCCGCGCCCGCGGCUGCCGACGCGCCCAGUCCCUCCUCGUCGUCCGGCAAGCGGACGCGGCACCAGCGGCGGCACGGCGCGGACGCGCCCGGGCCGGCAGCUGACGACUCUUCGCCGGCCGACCAGAGGAAGGACUCCAGGAAGAACGCGGCGGCUCCCGGCGCCCCGUGUCGCCCAAGGUGGCUCGCCGCCGUGGCCGUGGCCGCCGCCUUGGCUGCUUAGGAUGGGGUGGUUUAAAGAUUGGUCUUUUUCCCCCUCUCUGUCUCCGUCGAGAUGCAUCUGCACGAGCACGACAAGUGUGUGUGUGUGUGUGGCUGCUGCGUGCGCGUGAGCAUGGAUGGAAACGCCAUGGCUUUUUCUUGUUCUUUGUCCUGCUUAAUUGUUUGUUACUCCAUCGAUUGCUGCUGUUGUUAGUAUGAACAAGGUUGAUAUGGCUGGUGACCUGGUGUACCUCAAAUCUUGUUGAUCAAAAUCUGGGAACAGGUAAAAUUUCGCGAGCCAA